AUGGUUAAGGUUACGAUACGUUUGGUCGGUGAAGAGAAAGAUAGAUUAUUCAAACGAAUUGAGUUGGAUCCACAGAUUCAUGUCGAUGACCUGGUGAAGGAGAUUGAGAGUGUGACGAAUAUUCUACCCAAAUUUCAAGAAAUCAAAUUCCGCGGUGAUGAGCUACCCGAUGUUGAGCGUCCUCUUCAAGACAUCAAGUUUGCUGAAGAGCUUGUUGUGUAUAAAAAGGCUGUUGGAAUUGCAAUGAAAGCAGGACCCGAAAGAAUGGAAAAUGCCAAAGAGGCCGUCAAGCUGCACACGCGAUUACUGGAGAAAGGAUUUUUCAACGUGUACAGCAGCUUCAACGAGUUUCGCAUGGAAAACCAUCACAAAGUGGCCUCUUGGACUGAUGGAAACACAGAACUAAUGAGAGAAGCCACUGUGAACCAUUUCCGUGCCCUGCAUUUCAAACGCGGAGCCGACGAUGAGUCUGACUUCGUUUGUCGGUUUGAAGCUCGACCAAGAGAUCUGGGAGGUUCACGAAAAAACACACUUGCUUAUGUCCAACUUCAUGGAGAGAAGGAAGAGACCAAGUACAACGUGAAAUGUCAUCACUUCGGGUCAUCGAGUAACUCUGCAAAGGGUCAAUCUCCCGAUAUUAAAGAGUUUUUUUGCUACAAACUCCUUGAACUCAUCAACGUGGGACCGCAUGCGCAAUUCAUCCUACCGAACAAAUUGACUGGCAGCCGAACAUCUAUGUAUAUCGCAACGAAAUGGUGUGACAAUUUUGUCCCUAUUUCCCACAUCGAAGAAGAAGAUGUUAGUGCAGAUAUUCUUGUGCAGAUUCUCUUGCUUGGCACUUUUCUUUUUAUCGACGAUUUACAUUCUGAUAAUUGCGGUCAGUGGAAAGGCACCAAAGAGGCGGCUAUCGUUGACUUUAUGCCGAGAGCAUACACUUCGUACACGAAUGUUAAGAAGGCUCUGCUCGACAACAGUUCAUCGGUGUAUUGGGAAGCGAUUCAUAUCGACGCGUUGGAAAAAUGCAAUGAGAAAUCGCGCUUGGAGAUGGCAAAAGAGUGUCUGAAGAAAUGGGAUCUGCUGUCUAAGAUCGAAAUGGCCAACGAACAAAUCAAGCCCGUGAAGGAUCGAAUGAAGCGACAAGACAUCGGCUUCAAAGGCUUCAACAGUCCUACUGAAGAACUCGAUCAAUACAUAAUCGCUGUCAAGGAGAACCUAACGAAAUUGACUGUGAUGUUAAAUGAAAUUGACUUAAAUGAAUUGACUGUUAAAUGA
This is a messenger RNA of Caenorhabditis bovis, 1272 nucleotides long. Lineage: Eukaryota; Metazoa; Nematoda; Chromadorea; Rhabditida; Rhabditidae. The record is from the annotation of a GenBank genome assembly.